Molecule: messenger RNA, 6908 nt
Organism: Nilaparvata lugens (brown planthopper)
Lineage: Eukaryota; Metazoa; Arthropoda; Insecta; Hemiptera; Delphacidae
Product: transcriptional regulator ATRX homolog
Exons: 29
Coding region: 162-5735 (1857 amino acids)
Cellular component (GO): nucleus
Molecular function (GO): ATP binding; ATP hydrolysis activity; ATP-dependent chromatin remodeler activity
Source: RefSeq, a predicted model, not a curated record
AUUCUAUAACUGGUCUAAGAUUCCAGCGGGCAACAACAAAUAACCAACACAACAUUUUGUGAAAUUUUUGAAAAUGCCAAUUUGUAAUGAAUAAAUUUUGAUUGAUGGUUGUUUUAAAAUAACGUUUUUUUUCCAAAUAAGAUUCAUUUUUAUGAUCAAGAAUGUCAAAAUUACUAGAUGGAAAGCUACCUGUGGUAAGAUUACGGCGCUUGGAGGAUGGAUCGCCUAAAAAGAAUGCACGUUCCAAAUCAACCAAACAAGAACCAAGCAGGUCAUUAGCCAAGAAGAAGGCAUCUUUGUUGGAAGCGGCGCGUCAGCUAUGCACGGACAAUAUUCAGGAUUCGAUAAAGCUGGCCGACGACAUACGGCUCAAGUCUACUAAGAUCAAAGACGAGAGAAUCAUCGACGCGAGGCUCGACGAGCUGGAAAAUGUGGACAAGCUGGAAAGGAACCUGCAGCGAUACUACGAUACGUUGAUAGAGGGCGUGCACACCUUGAAGUCGGCACUCGCCGAAGAACUGGCCGAUUGGCGAACGCACUUUCAGCGCAAGCUUGGCGGCACCCUGGCGCCGAAAUCGGCCACUUGUCGUAACGUUGCGUCGGACAAUGCGGAUAAUUCGAAAACUGGCGGCAGACGUGGUGUGAAACCGACCAGUGACGAAGAAAACAUGAGUGUAGAUGAAGCUAGUAGUAAAAAAAUGGACGAAGACAAUGACAGCGAUAAGGAAAAUAUGAGUAAGGAUAAAGUUAAUGGUACGAAAAGUGACAGUGAUGAAGGAAUCACAAGUAGAGACAAAGUUGAUUCAGACAGACAGUCAAGUGAUGAACAAGUCACAAGUAAAGAGAAAGUCAAGGGUAGAAAAAAAGUGAGCAGCGAUAGAGGCACCCCGAGUAAAGACAACACUUCAGAGAGAGAUGAAAAACAGUCUAGUGAUGAAGAAAAUACAAAUAAAAAGAGAGUCAAGGGUAGAAAAAGAGUGAGCAGCGAUAGAGGCACCCCAAGUAAAGACAACACUUCAGAGAGAGAUGAAAAACAGUCUAGUGAUGAAGAAAAUACAAGUAAAAAGAGAGUCAAGGGUAGAAAAAGAGAGAGCAGCGAUAGAGGCACCCCGAGUAAAGACAAUACUUCAGAGAGAGAUGAAAAACAGUCUAGUGAUGAAGAAAAUACAAGUAAAAAGAGAGUCAAGGGUAGAAAAAGAGUGAGCAGCGAUAAAGGAACCCCAAGUAAAGACAAUACUUCAGAUGACAGUGAAGAAGACAAAGUUGAUUCAGAGAGAGAUGAAAAACAGUCUAGUGAUGAAGAAAAUACAAGUAAAAAGAGAGUCAAGGGUAGAAAAAGAGUGAGCAGCGAUAGAGGCACCCCGAGUAAAGAUAACACUUCAGAGAGAGAUGAAAAACAGUCUAGUGAUGAAGAAAAUUUAAAAAAGAGAGUCAAGGGUAAGAAAAGAGUGAGCAGCGAUAGAGGUAGCCCGAAUACUUCAGAUAGCAGCGAUGAAGGAGCACCGAGUAAAGAUAAAGUGAAAGAUGGUGGAAAAGGCUCUCGCAGUAGUGAAAAUAUUUCCAGUGAUGUGGAUAAGGAGGAUCAAUCGCAUUUGGCAAUGGAGUGUGUUGGAGAGAGUGAUUCUAGCUCCUCUAGUGGUGAGAAGAAAGAGAGUGAAUCCGACGAUAAUGACAAAGGUAAAUCGAAAAGCUCACAAAAACAAGCCAAGGCGAAGAAUGAGAAAUGCUCGAAAAUGAAGCUGAAGAAGAGCAACGAGAAGUCCACUUUGAAAAAACGGAAAUCUGACGACUCCAACAGUGAAGAUAGUGAUUCCGACGAUGGAAAGAGUGAAAAAGUGAAAAAUGACAACGAUGAAAAUGUGGAGUCGGACGAUGAGGUUGAUACUAGUUUGAAGAAGGAGCUCGACGUACGUGCCAAAAUGCUUUUGGAAUCGUCUAGCGACGAUUUGUUGGAUGAAGAUGAUGCGGAUGAAGAUGAUGAUGAUGAUGAUGUACAAGUGGCGAAGAAAAGCAGUUCCAAGGAGAAGAAACUUACGAAAAAAAGAGGAAGUCCGAGGAAAGUGGGUCAAGAUGAGGAUGACAAACCAAAAGUAGCCAAACGUAAAAAAUGUAAGGAGGAAGAAGAAGACGAUGAGAAGGAAUCCAAAGAGAUUGCCAGGUUGACGAAUUUGAAGUCAUUGGAAGCAACUCGUCAAAAGAAUAGCACAGACAGUAAUAGUGGUAGUUCGUCAGAAGACGACAGGCCGAAAGCAAAGAAACCCAAGACUCCAGCAGUCAAAAAAAGGAAAGUUGCCAAUUCUGAAGCCAGCAAAGAAAAUUCAAGUGACUCCAAAGAUAUCAAUUCUGAUGAUGAUGAUUCCAAUGAUUUAAUGGAUUAUAUCAUCCCUAAAAUUAUUAAACAGGAAGAUAUUCAUCACAAAGUUUUACAAUGUCUGUUUGAAUCAUCCGCCUCUGAAAGUUCAGAAGAGGCAGAGGAAGAGGAAGAUUUAGGGAAAAAGAAGAAAGGGAAAAAAGCGAAGAAUGAAAAGAAGAAGAGGAUAAAAGAAGAGGAAGAGUCGAGUGACAGUGACGCUAGUCGCUCCUCCGCUAAUGUUUUCCAAAUAAAACAGAAAUCAUGGAGAAAAGACAAACUUUUAACUGGCAAAUUGACAGAUACGGACACUUCAGAAGAUGAAAGAAGGGAAUCCAAAUGGAGAAAGAAACAGCAACAGAAGGCAGCCGAAAGCUCUGACAGCUCUGAUGUGGAUUUCGUUCCCAAAAAGGACAAGGCAAAGGCAAAGAAGCCUAGAAUAGUUCUCUCAGAUUCGGAUAUAAUCGAAAUAUCGGAAUCUGACGAAGACAGCAGCUCUAGUUCGGUGGAAAUCACCAAGAAAGGCAAGAAACGAAAAAGGGGUUCCAGGUCUUCAGCAGACGGCAGCAGCAGCUCUGACGACGAUACGAAGAAAAAAGCCAAAAAAAAACGAAAACGUAUCAUCAACAAUUCAUCGAGUGAUAAUGAUGAGGGCGAUGAAGGUGACGAACUGAAUGAAUCAAACGCCAGUCAGGGCAAAAGCGGCAGAAAGAACAUAAAGAAAAUAAUGAAGGACAAAGAUGUUGCCGAAGCAACUAGAUCGGCGGCAAAAGAGGAAGAAGAAAGGAGACAGAGAAUAAUGGAAAGGCAAAAAAUGUACAAUGCAAUUUACGAAGCUGUGGAGGACACCGCUAGCAAAAAAGUGGACAAACUUGUUUUAGAUUUUGACCCGGAGACGAAAAAGCCGAUCAUAUCUGUGGACAAAGGCCUAGUUGCCAAAAUGAAGCCUCAUCAGGCAAAGGGAGUGAAAUUUAUGUGGGACGCUUGCUUUGAAUCAGUGGAACGCAUCAAGACGAGCAAAGGCGGAGGCUGCAUCCUGGCCCAUUGUAUGGGUCUUGGAAAGACCUUCCAGGUGGUGUCUCUGGUGCAUACCCUGCUGACACACAAGAAGUUGACGCGAGUGAAACGAGUUCUAAUUGUGUGUCCGUUCUCGACCAUUCUGAACUGGUACGCUGAAUUCGACAAGUGGACGAAGGAGGUGGAAAAGAACGACGAUCUCAAUGUCUCCCACGUUAUCAAUGAGAAAGAGAACUACAGGAGAGCCUAUCGGUUGAAAGAUUGGCACGAAGAGGGCGGAGUGAUGAUCAUGGGCUACGACAUGUUCAGAAACCUCACCAAUCAGAACAAGAAGCUCAAGGCUAAGCUAAGAGAUGCCUUUCAAAUGAGCUUGGUAGAUCCUGGACCCGACCUAGUGGUGUGUGACGAAGGUCAUCUGUUGAAGAACGAGAUGACCGCCCUGUCCAAGGCAAUGACUCGCAUCAAGACGCUGCGUCGAGUUGUGCUCACCGGAACGCCGCUCCAGAACAAUCUCGUCGAAUACCACUGCAUGGUGAGUUUCAUCAAGCCGAACCUGCUGGGAAGCAAGAAGGAGUUCACCAAUCGGUUCGUGAACCCGAUCAACAACGGCCAAUUCGCCGACUCGACCGAACGCGACUUCCGCGUCAUGAAGCGGCGAGCACACGUCCUGCACAAAAUGCUCGAUGGACUAGUCCAGCGUCGCGACUACAACGUGCUGACGCCGUAUCUGCCGCCGAAACAGGAGUAUGUGCUGUCGAUUCGCCUCACCGAUCUGCAGGUGAAACUUUACGAACGCUUCCUCUACAACAAGGGCACCAUCACGAAGGGACAGAAAGUGAGGCUGUUGGCCGACUUCCAGCUGUUGAGUCGCGUCUGGACGCAUCCGCUAGCACUCAAGUACAACCUCGAGCGACAAUUGAAAAAGGCAGAGAACGAGGAGAGAAGUGAUGACAGUGCUGGCUCGCUGAAGGACUUUGUGGUGGACAGCAGCAGUGAAGAUGAGACCUCCACGUCACAGUCGGACAAUGAGGCGGAGUCGACCAAGCCGUCGGCCAAACGGGUCACCAGGGCUAACAAGAACAGUGACGACGAUGUGGUUGAAGUUGAAGAUGACCCGGAAAAGAUGGCAGUUGCCACUAGGGAUGCCUGGUGGUCGGACCUGGUCGAGUCGCACCACUUUGACGAAAUCGCAACCAGCUCCAAGCUCAUUCUGCUCUUCGACUUCCUCAAGAAGUGCGACGAAAUUGGCGACAAAGUUUUGGUGUUCAGCCAAUCGCUGUACUCGCUGGACCUGAUCGAGCACUUCCUGAGUGAGAUGGACGAUGCCACCCAGAGGGGUGAUGAGGGUGGUGAGGGGGCUGACCCCCUGCUCGGACAUCGAGGCAGAUGGUUGAGGGGCCGCGACUACUUUCGGCUGGACGGCUCCACAAAGGGCGAGAAUCGGUCGGCAUGGAUAAAGAGCUUCAAUCGCGAGUCAAACACAAGAGCCCGUUUGUUCCUGAUCUCGACGAGAGCGGGAGGCCUGGGCAUCAACUUGACGUCCGCCAAUCGUGUGAUCAUCUUUGACGCGUCGUGGAAUCCCUCUCAGGACAUCCAGAGCAUUUUCCGCGUCUACCGCUUCGGCCAGCGCAAGCCCUGCUACAUCUAUCGAUUCGUUGCUCAGGGCACCAUGGAGGAGAAGGUUUACGAGCGGCAGAUCUCGAAGCUGUCACUUUCACAGCGUGUGGUGGACGAACAGCAGGUGAACCGCUACUUCUCACAGCACGACCUGCAGGAGCUCUACAACUUCAAGCCGGCUCGCGAGGAGGACGCCCCCAUUCCGAUUGUGCCUAAGGACCGCCUAAUGGCCGACAUCCUGCAGGAGCACAAAAAGUGGAUUUUCAAAAUCUUCGAGCACGACUCACUGCUGGAUCACGUGGAAGAAGAGGAAUUAGACGAAGAGGAGAGAAAAGCCGCCUGGGAAGACUAUGAGAACGAGAAGAAGAGAGGAUUUGGAGGUCCUCAGCCGUCGCACCAGAUUCCAGCGGCAGCUUUGAACUUCAACAUUGUGAGAAGCUCGUUGCCCCCAGAUACCUACGGCAACAUGAUGAAAAUGAUCGAUGUAAAGUACCCACACAAGAGUGCAGCCGAAAAGCAUUCGAUGGCCGUGACGACAAUGACGCAGGUCUACAUCAAGUGCCACAACGACAAACUGCGCGAGCAAUAUCAGCAGCAGUACCAGAGGGAAGCUCUACAGAGACAAAUGGAGCACAACGAAUACAUACAAAGAGUGCAACAGCAGAUGAGAAUGGGUACUGCUGCUGCUGCUGCUGCUGCUCCUUCAAGGCCGUGGAGUGGUCCAGCUCCUUCUUCCUCCGCCAAUACAUGAAUUACGUCAACAACAAGCCGAGCAUCAGAGACAAUGGUUUUUUGAAGUUGCUGUUUUCUUCAAACGUGUGUUGGCCUCUUGAAUUCUGAAAUCUGAUUUAUCUAAUACAAUUUGAACUCUGUGAUGAUCUUUUUAUGUUUAGUAACAGUUCAAUAAUUUAUUACCAGGAGUAAACAUUUUCUACACUAUAUGGUAGAUUUCAAUGUAGGUGUGUACAAAUUAAUAACAUGCCAGUAAUUGAUAUAAUUGGAAUAGCAAAUUUAAAAAUUGCACAGAUAUUAACACAAAUAGGCGAAGAAUGCAUUACCAACUCAAAUCAACAGUUACUAAGGUGAACAAAAAUACACCUAUAUUGACAAUGAUAGUUGAUUUACCCUCCUAUUUUAAAAUUUAAUUCAGGUUGACUGUUUGGAGUGAAUAUCACUAUAAAAUCGUUCUGAUUAGUUUGCUAGAAAACCAAAGCUGUUCGCAAGAUGUCUUCUCGGACUGUAGCUAAUGCAUUAGUUAUCCUGGUUUUUAGAUCCUCAAUAUCAAGGUCCAAGGGAGGAACAACGUUAAAGAUCGUGUUUAUGUUCCUCCCUUAGCACUUGAUAUUGAGGAGCUAGAAUCAGGAUAACUGAUGCAGUAGCUACAGUCCGAGAAGACAUCUUGCGAACAGUCUGGGAUGAAUUUGGCUACCGUCUAGAUGUCGUCCGAGCCUCAAAAGGAGGGCACAUAGAACACUUAUAAUACAUCAUCAUAAACUUGAUACUUUUGUGAGUAAUUUGAUGUAAAAUUGGUUUAUGUGCACCAUUUUUUAAAAUAAUUAUAACUGUUUAAAAUUGGGUCAAUCUUUUUGAAACACCCUAUAUAUUGAUCUCUGAAGUUUUGAAUGAAUCAUGUCCAACCAAUGCUGAAUUAUUAGUUUGAUAUGUGAACGUAUAAUAAUUUCACAUAGAUUCAAAUUAAAGAUAAAUUGUAGAUAAAUUAAACAUAUAAUACUCUUAUUGUGAACCGUUCAUCUAAAAUAUUUCGACUGUGAUGAUGGUUAACUUUAAUAUAUUUGUAAAAUGAAAAAUAUUUUGUAAAAUAACUCAGUGAUUCAAGUAUUCAUAAUGUUUUAUAUAUGGUUGUUUGUAAAGUGUACUGUAUUUUCUAGGUAAUAUUGUGUGCUAAUAAAAAUGUUUGUAUAGA